Hyphopichia burtonii NRRL Y-1933 is the source of this 2739-nucleotide messenger RNA. RefSeq names its product snoRNA-binding rRNA-processing protein (gene PWP2). NCBI's taxonomy places the organism in Eukaryota, Fungi, Ascomycota, Pichiomycetes, Serinales, Debaryomycetaceae. The record is from RefSeq and is a predicted model, not a curated record. Gene Ontology annotation, cellular component: small-subunit processome; Pwp2p-containing subcomplex of 90S preribosome. Bases 1 to 2739 code for a protein of 912 amino acids. Gene Ontology annotation, molecular function: protein binding. Gene Ontology annotation, biological process: maturation of SSU-rRNA from tricistronic rRNA transcript (SSU-rRNA, 5.8S rRNA, LSU-rRNA); ribosomal small subunit assembly. The transcript has a single exon.
AUGAAGUCAGAUUUCAAAUUCUCCAAUUUGUUGGGAACUGUUUAUCGCCAAGGGAACUUGUUAUACACCGAAGAUGGAACUAAAUUACUUAGUCCGGUUGGAAAUCGAGUUAGUUGUUUCGAUCUUAUAAAUAACACAUCAUUUACUUUCAACUACGAACAUAGGAAGAAUAUAGCAAGAAUAGCGUUGAAUAAACAAGGGACGUUAUUGCUAAGUGUUGAUGAAGAUGGAAGAGCCAUUUUAGUGAAUUUUGUCAGUCGAGUAGUUUUACAUCAUUUCAAUUUCAAAGAUCGAGUAAAUGAUUUACAAUUUAGUCCAGAUGGACACUAUUUUGCUAUUGCAGUUGGAAGAUUCGUUCAAGUGUGGAAAACCCCUGAUUUCACUGAAGACCGUCAAUUUGCACCAUUUGUUCGUCACAGAAUCCAUGCUGGUCACUAUAAUGACGUAUUAUCAGUGACAUGGUCGAAUGAUUCAAGAUUUUUCAUCAGUACAUCCAAAGAUAUGACCUCGAGGAUUUUUUCAUUACACUCACUGGAAAAAGAAGUUGCCAUGACAUUAGCAGGCCAUCGAGAUUAUGUAAUGAAGGCAUUUUUCAAUGAAACUCAAGAAAUCAUAUAUACUGUUAGUAAAGACGGUGCUUUGUUUCAAUGGGAAUACGUUGAAGAAGAAAAUGAUGAAGAAUCACAAGACGAGGAUAGUGAAAGUGAAGAUGAUGAUAGUAAGAAAGCAUGGAGAAUUACUGCAAAAAAUUAUUUUUAUAGUGAUGCAAAAGUGAAAUGUGUUACUUUUCAUAGUGCCACUAACUUACUUGUAGUUGGAUUUGGACAAGGGGAAUUCAGAUUAUAUGAUUUACCUGAAUUUAAUAUGAUUCAACAAUUGAGUAUGGGACAGAAUGCCGUUAAUACUGUACAAAUAAAUAAAACUGGAGAAUGGUUGGCCUUUGGAUCAUCUAAAGCAGGACAAUUACUUGUUUAUGAAUGGCAAUCUGAGCUGUAUAUUUUAAAACAACAAGGACAUUUUGAUCUGACCAAUGCAUUAUGUUAUUCACCGGAUGGCGGUCGUGUUAUAACUGCAUCUGAUGAUGGUAAAAUAAAAGUAUGGGAUGUUAAUACUGGAUUUUGCCUUAUGACAUUUCAAGAACAUACUGCAGCUGUGACCGGAGUUCAAUUUGCUAAAAGAGGACAAGUUUUAUUUUCAGCAUCAUUGGAUGGUACAGUUAGAGCAUGGGAUAUGAUUAGAUUUAGAAAUUUCCGUACAUUUACCGCUAGUGAAAGAAUACAAUUUAAUUGUUUAGCAGUUGACCCAAGUGGAGAAGUAAUUGUUGCUGGAUCUCAUGAUAAUUUUGAUAUUUAUGUUUGGUCCGUUCAAACUGCACAAUUACUUGAUUCAUUAAGUGGACACGAAGGACCAAUAUCAUGUUUAGCAUUCGGACAAGAAAAUUCUAUAUUAGCUUCAGCAUCUUGGGACCAUAGUAUUAGAAUUUGGAAUAUAUUUGGAAGAAGUCAAACUGUUGAACCAAUUGAAGUUACUAGUGAUGUAUUAAGUUUAACCAUGAGACCAGAUUCUAAAGAAUUAGCAGUGAGUACAUUGGAUGGACAUAUUACUGUGUUUGAUGUUGAAGAUGCAAAACAAUUACAUUUAAUCGAUGGACGUAAAGAUAUAUUAGGAGGUAGAUUUUUAGAAGAUAGAUUUAGUGCUAAAAACUCUGCCAGACUGAAAUAUUUCACUACUAUAAAUUAUUCAUUUGAUGGAUUAGCAUUAGUUUGUGGUGGUAAUAAUAAUAGUAUUUGUUUAUAUGAUUUGACCAAUGAAGUAUUAUUGAAGAGAUUCACCGUUUCAUUAAACAUGCAAUUCAAUGGUACAAUGGCAAUGCUUAAUAGUAAUAAGAUAACUGAUGCCGGAACUUCAAUUGAUUUAAUUGAUAGAGCAGGAGAAAAUUCUGAUUUAGAAGAUCGGGUUGAUUCCACCUUACCAGGCUCACAUAGAGGAGAUCCAAGUUUAAGAAACGUCAGGCCAGAAAUCAGAGUUACCUCCAUUGCAUUUUCCCCAACCUCGUCAGCAUUUGCAGCCGCAUCUACUGAAGGAUUAUUAAUAUUUUCCAUUGAUAGUGGAGUCAUAUUUGAUCCAUUUGAUUUAGACGUUGACAUCACCCCGGAGGCAACUUUAGAAACAUUACAAGAAAAAGAAUACUUAACUGCUUUGGUAAUGGCCUUCAGAUUAAAUGAAGAUUAUUUAAUUCAAAGGGUUUACGAGAAUAUUCCAGUCAAAGAUAUUCGUUUGGUUUGUGAUGGCUUACCAGUGAUCUAUGUCAAUAAAUUACUUACGUUCAUUGGUAAAAGUGUUGUUCAACUGCAUCAUUUCGAAUUCAAUUUACUUUGGAUUCGUCUGUUAAUAACAAGCCACGGUAGAUACAUCAACGCCCAUAAAUUUGAAUUCAGCAGUAGCAUCAAGAUGAUUCAGAGAUUUUUAGGGAAAUUGGCCCUGGAAGUUGUCCUGGUUUCCAAGAAAAACGGCUAUCUCUACUCCUACUUGAGUGAAUCGAGUAAACAAGAGCAAGACGAAGAAGAAGAGGAAGAACUACUUGACGCUGGUGACAUCGAAAUGGACAACGACGAAGACGACGACGACGACGACGACGACGACGACGAAGGUUGGUUUGGCCCCGAGUCCAGCAUCAAGGCCUCCAACGGAAUUGUCUUCAGCAAGUCCGACGACAGUGACGAAGAAAUGCUGGAUUAA